GCGUGGUUUUCCCCUUUUGGAUCAGGGAGCAGGUUACAGAAGUGAGUAGAGGUGGAGCAGACGCUGCGGGGCAGCCAGUGUCACAUGCAGGCAGACACAGCUUCUGGACGCUCGGGCUGCACACAUGCCACAUCCAACUGUGCAGAUGAGCAAGAAGAGAAACCCAAUCAAGACAGUCCUGAGCAAACUGAAGAACAUCGAUGUCUCCCCCCCGGAGGCUGGCCCCCUCCUGCCUAAUAAAGGCCAGCCCAAAGACAAGCCGUGCCUGAGAAAAUUAAAGGAAAGUUUAAAAUUUGAAGUUCCUCUCACCAGUUAUGUGAAACUGAAAAACAAAGUGAAUCUGGUUUGUGACCCUCGGGAGAACUGUAAGUCUGGAGAAGAUCAGUUCAAAAGUCUGAUGAGCAAAAACGAAUACUACGAAGCUUGUUUACUCAUCCAUGAUGUAGAGCAAAGUGGAAAAUUGGAUGGCAGCAAAUUGUAUGAGAUCAUAGCCCAGAGGAUGUGGACAUCCUUGAGCCUGGCCCUCGAUGGAGAUCCCAAUCAGACUGAGGGUCUUCGCACCAUCUCUCAAUGUAUACAAUGGGCAAAGGAGCAGAAAUGCAUAAAGGGUCCCGACUGGAGCCCACAGGAGUGGGACAAAGAAGUAGAGAGUCUUUUUGACAGUGAUAUUAGGAAGCACAGUCCAAAAGCUGAACUCGACAAAGGCCUGGACCGCUACCUGGAGGAACUUGAGAAGAACAUUUCAGAGGUUAUCAGGAGACUUGAGCAAUUCCCAGAGGUCCUGACUGCUGCUUACCUGAAGCGCCUCCAUGCCGAGUUACUUAAUCAACUCACAUCUUUGCUUGAUAAGAAACUGAAGUAUGACGAUCAUGUGCUGCUGUUUAGAUGGACUCAUAAGGAACACAGAAGGCUGUGCAUGUGCCGGGUUGGAUCAGAGGACUUUGAUCAUAUGCUAUUUGGAAACUGGUUCUUGGACAGUGGGAACAAGAUAGCCUCUACUGGCCGUGAGGCAAUUUACAAGACAUUUGUUGAAAUUCUUCAGAGUGAAAUCGUGUGGAAUUCAUAUCCGGAAAGUGAAGUGCGGUAUUAUUUCACUGACAUCUUGGAGGAAGGAACUCGGAUAUGCAGGGCAGUCGGGGACCUGGGGGACACCAUGGUAUCCAGGCUACAAUCCUUGCUAUGGGAAGAGAUUUUGCAUUUCGUGACCAGGUAUACAGCGUUCCUAACGGAGAAAGUAGAGGGAGCGGCCUCCAAGAACGGGAUAUGUGUUGGGAUAAGAAUUGUAAAGAAUUGCUGCAUUUUACGAAGCACAAUGGAGAAUUUUGGUGGAGUGCCGCUGGAUAUGGAAAUACAGGGAAUUCAGAGCCUUCUCGGGCAGUGUGAGAACAAAGGCAUUGACCUGGUCCUGAGCAAUCUGAAGCCAUCAUUAAAGGAAGCUUUCCAAAAUUACUUCAAGAAGAACUGCAAUGAGUAUGAGAAUGUUCUCAGACGCUUAAAAUGCACCUUCAUGAAGGAGAAUAUUCAGAAUGACCAGACGUUGGUAACACUAAUUCACCACCGUCUUGUUGUCCUGUUCAUUCGUUCGUUUUUCAAAUGCUCAAAAAGAUUAUCCAGUCAGAAUACCGGAGAGAUGUUUUUAAAAGGAAGCCGAAAUCUGCAGGAUUUUUUUUCAGAUAUGGUUUCAGAUCAUUGUCUUCUGUCUAGUAAUCCACUGGACUUCAUAUCUGAAAUGCUGACUGCUAACGACUCCCAGUCUCUACAUACAACCACCAUCUUCUUUGUCGAUAAGCACCAGGACCUAAGGGAGGAACAUCUUAAUGCCAUCUUGAAUAUUAAAGGGAACCUCAGCAGCAAAGAAAAGGAAGAUCUUUUAUAUUACAUACGCAACAGAGAGAUGGACCGCCACCAACACAUGCUCUGCUACUUUGACAGUAUCCAAGUGGAUAAGAGUAAAUUGAAGUAUUUCAUGUGCUGCCCAUGUUAGUCUGUCUGAAACCUGAAGCAAACGACUGAAUGUAUAAAUUAUUUUAUAUUUAAUGUACAGAAAGAGAAAUAUUGUAUAUUGCAAUGGCUCGACUUGUGGCCUUAAGAGAUAAAACUAUUAUUUUGUGGUUGUUUUUUUAAAUAUUUAUUUGUGGAUUUGCAGAAGUGCCCAGGAACCCGAUAGAAUGUGUAAUUUCAUGAGGGGUGCCCAAACUUUUUCAUACGACUGUAACCAUCAAAAAAAAAAUGAAAUCCUGCUUCCCAGACGGUGAGCAGGUGAGUGCUGUUGUAUUACUUUGGACUGUAUACACAUCCACACAAAUAAUAAAGACUGAAGGACCAGG
Bufo gargarizans (Asiatic toad) is the source of this 2327-nucleotide messenger RNA. RefSeq lists its product as uncharacterized. NCBI's taxonomy places the organism in Eukaryota, Metazoa, Chordata, Amphibia, Anura, Bufonidae. The transcript is spliced from 11 exons. The record is from RefSeq and is a predicted model, not a curated record. The coding region runs from base 125 to 1984 and encodes 619 amino acids.